ACUCCUUCGUAUUCAACCAUUAAAGCAACGACCUUUGUGCCCAUGAAUGGUGCAUGUUAGAUGAACAAGUUAGGGACUUGAGGGUUAGUCGUUUAUGGCCAUAAAGUCUGAUGAGUCUAGUUGAAGUGGUUGCAACGUUGAGCUAACUCACCAACACAUUUGUCCUGUGUCUUUACUACACUAGCCUGAUUGGCUAUAUAUUAUUAGAAAUCGGCUGUGCUUUGGUGUCACAGUAUUAAGCUUUUCAUGGCGGGAUCCUUGUCUCUUCUCAGAAGGGUUUAUCUUUCCCUCUAUAACUGGGCCGUUUUCAUCGGAUGGUUUCAGGUGCUGUAUCUUGCUGUGAAGACGCUUUGGGAAUCGGGCCAUGAGGAGGUUUACAAUGCCGUGGAGCGCCCACUUCAGUUUGCUCAAUCCGCUGCGUUUUUGGAGAUUCUUCAUGGCUUAGUGGGUUUGGUGAGAUCUCCUAUAACAGCCACACUGCCGCAGAUUAGUUCGAGGUUGUUUCUGAUUUGGGGGAUUCUGUGGAGCUUUCCUGAGGUUCAGAGUCAUGUGCUUGUGAGCUCUUUGGUCAUCAGCUGGUCCAUCACUGAGAUUAUUCGUUACUCUUUCUAUGGCAUGAAGGAGUCUCUUGGUUUCUCACCUUCAUGGCUCCAGUGGCUCAGGUACAGCACCUUCAUAUUGUUGUAUCCAAUUGGGAUCUCCAGUGAAGUUGGCUUAACAUAUCUUGCCCUGCCACACAUUAAGAGUUCUGAGAAGUAUUGUAUAAGGAUGCCAAACAAGUGGAAUUUCUCUCUCGAGUACUUCAAUGUUGCAGUUAUAGCCAUCGCAUUCUAUAUCCCAGGCAGUCCUCACUUGUACCGGUAUAUGCUCGGGCAGAGGAAGAAAGUUCUUGCAAAAUCGAAAGCGGAGUAGAUGGCAACACACUUUUUUCUGUACAAUUUCUCUUGAUUUUUCAUGUGUAAGAUGGAAUUUCAUUCUCGAAAAGCUCCAAAAAGUCAUUUCUUUCUGCCUUUCUCCCAAUUUUUCCACGUAACCUUGGGUUCCAAGAAUCACUAAUGACACCACAUUCACAAAUCUAUUCAGAUCUUUUGCCAUAU
Fragaria vesca subsp. vesca is the source of this 1097-nucleotide messenger RNA. Its product is annotated as very-long-chain (3R)-3-hydroxyacyl-[acyl-carrier protein] dehydratase PASTICCINO 2A-like. The coding region runs from base 247 to 912 and encodes 221 amino acids. The record is from RefSeq and is a predicted model, not a curated record. Gene Ontology annotation, molecular function: 3-hydroxyacyl-CoA dehydratase activity. The transcript has 8 exons. Gene Ontology annotation, biological process: very long-chain fatty acid biosynthetic process; fatty acid elongation; sphingolipid biosynthetic process. Lineage: Eukaryota; Viridiplantae; Streptophyta; Magnoliopsida; Rosales; Rosaceae. Gene Ontology annotation, cellular component: endoplasmic reticulum membrane.